Molecule: messenger RNA, 1470 nt
Organism: Drosophila subpulchrella
Lineage: Eukaryota; Metazoa; Arthropoda; Insecta; Diptera; Drosophilidae
Exons: 3
Coding region: 181-1050 (289 amino acids)
Source: RefSeq, a predicted model, not a curated record
UUGGGCCACACAUCCGCUGGCACUGCAUCGCUCCAAUUGCGCAGCCAAGCCUAUGCAUCCGUCAUCGCAGCCCAGACACCGGAAUUGGAAUUGCUAUCGGAAUCUAAAUUCGAAUCCAAGUUGAAGUCGAAACGCGCUGGUCGCAACAACACUUAGCUCAGGGGAGCGUGAACCGAAAGAAUGCAGACGUUCUCUCUCUUUCUGCGAUGCGACUUCGAUAUACCCUCUACUCCAUCCCAUGUACAUAUCCCCUGUGCCAGAUCCCCUCCAGCUGGUACCAAUAUACCCGUCGUUUCGCUGGGCAAUCGUUGGCACGCAAUGCCGGUGGUGACGCCGGUGGUCCGCUUUCGCAGUCGUCAAUGGAAGGCAACUCGGAGCGGUGGCAGUGCAAGAACCAGUGCACCAAGAGAGCUUGCAGCCAAAACCAUGACUACCUGCAGUGUGGUCAGCACACCAGCGCGGUUCGCCAGCUGCCUUGUUAACUUUCAGAUGGACGAGCUGCUGCUGCUGCAGAAGUCAGUGAUGAGAAUGGAGGAGCAGGACAAGGCCAGCAUGCCCAUUCCGAUGACCACUGAAUGUCCGGAGCAGAAGGCGGAGACGGAUGGACCACCAUCGCAAUCGCAGCUGCCGGAGCGAAUGGCCUUGAUGGCUGCAGAUCGGGGUGAGCACGAUACCACCGGCUCCAGUGGUCCCUGGCACUCGCAUCCACAACCGCAUCCGACCUCCUGGAUGGAACCGAAGCCCUCCAAGUUGCAGACCCUGUUCCAGAUCAGCAUCACGGCCUUGGCCUUUCUCUCCUUCGGCGGCUAUCUGCUCUGCCUGAUCGUACAGGCCAUCAAGAGCAAGGGUACCACCUAUUUCCAUCCGGUGGCCACGGCCACCACCACCUCAUCCAAUGGCAAUGUGAAGCGCAUCAAGGUAUACCGGCGCAGCAAGCGCAAUUCUGCUGCGCCCAAGGGAAUCGGCACAUAUCUGCCCAACCUACUGCAGCAGGACUACGCCUCAUACCAGCAAGCUGUGCGGGAUCGCGGAUGGAGCAUGCUCACCUAGUUGGAUCGUAUAUCUGGUUGCCGCGAUGCGUUAGACGAUUGGGUCCCACCUUGAUGCCGUACAGUGCGUACUGAUCCUCGGUCAUGGUUCCGUCACUGUGAAUGGAAAUGGUAUUUUGGGGAAUAAGUAAUGAUUCACCUGCUCCCCCACUCCAUAUCCCUUCACCUCUGCUCCUCGUCGAUAAUAGGCGCCACCACAGUGCCCCUUGUGCCGUAUUGACUGUAAUACGGCUCCUCAUAGUUCCCACGGCUGCUGCGCUCCGGCGAACUGGUGUAUCCGUCUGUAAAGGCAUUCUGCUUGGUUAAAACAGCGACUUUGAUUGGUAGAUAUAGUACAUUUAUGAUAUAUAUAGGUGGGUAGUUGAUAACUAAGUGUGUUACUCGGUACUCUAACAUUUGGUAGUUAAAUUUAGGACUAACG